This is a messenger RNA of Setaria italica (foxtail millet), 1072 nucleotides long. RefSeq names its product ribosomal RNA processing protein 36 homolog. Bases 53 to 883 code for a protein of 276 amino acids. The transcript has 9 exons. Gene Ontology annotation, biological process: maturation of SSU-rRNA from tricistronic rRNA transcript (SSU-rRNA, 5.8S rRNA, LSU-rRNA). Lineage: Eukaryota; Viridiplantae; Streptophyta; Magnoliopsida; Poales; Poaceae. Gene Ontology annotation, cellular component: 90S preribosome; nucleolus. The record is from RefSeq and is a predicted model, not a curated record.
CCAAGGGAUAGAUAGGAGCCCCCAGCAUAACCUCGCCGCCGCCGCCGCCGCCAUGAGAGGCCCCAACCGCCGCCCCACGGGAGCCUCCGCCUCGACGUCUAGCAAGCGCGAACCGGAGGAAGACUUGCCCAGCGCAUCCGAAGAGUCGGACGAGGACGAGGAGGUCUCCUCGUCGUCGGUGUCGGAGUCCGAGUCAGGGAGCGACGACGAGGAUGUGGCGCGGGAGCGGGAGCUGGAGCGCGCGCUGGCCGACGUGCCCUUCGGAGAGCUGCAGCGCGCGAGGGCCGACGGGUCGCUCGCCUUGCGGACUGCCUCUGCGGCCAAAGCAGCCGCAGAGAAGAAGGCUCGCAGGGCUAGCAAGAAGAGGCCGAUGGAGAUAAGCACGAAAAUGCGGCCACCGAAGCUCAGGGAGGUGAUCCAGGUUCCCAAGAAGGUUGUAAGGGAUCCCAGAUUUGAACCUAUAUAUGGAUCUGUUGACAAAGAAGGGUUCAGGAAAAGAUACAAUUUCUUAUUUGAUGAAGACUUUCCUGCUGAAAAACAGAGACUUCAAGAAAUGAUUAAGAAAUCGAAGGACCCAAAUGCCAUUGAAGAAAUGAAGAGUCGUGUCACAUGGAUUGAUAAGCAGUUGAAGUCGCAUCCUCGAAAGAAUGUUGAAUCAGAGAUCCUGCGCGAACAUAUUAAGAAAGAGAGGGAAGCAGCAAAGGCCGGAAAGCGACCAUACUAUCUUAAGAGAUCUGAACUUCGCGAAAGGAAGUUGAUUAAUAAGUACGAGGAGCUCAAGGAGGCAGGAAAACUUGAUGCCUUCAUGGAGAAGCGGCGGAGGAAGAAUGCUUCUAAAGAUCACCGGUACAUGCCAUACCGAAGGAAUGGGGACAGUGCAUGAUGAUGUCUCGAGGCGAAAGGGUGAUGCUAGGAUGGUCUUUUUAAUGCUCACUGAGGAGUCAGUGUUCACUGGUACUUUGUUACCCUAGUCCACAAGUUACAUUGAGCUGUGAGUUGGUAAUAGUAACAGAUUUUGCUAAAUCAAAUUAUGGAUAUAAUAUUUUGUUUUGUGCAAUACUUUUUUUGCGAA